Lolium rigidum is the source of this 2071-nucleotide messenger RNA. Its product is annotated as endoribonuclease YBEY, chloroplastic-like. Gene Ontology annotation, biological process: rRNA processing. The coding region runs from base 23 to 1789 and encodes 588 amino acids. The transcript is spliced from 12 exons. The record is from RefSeq and is a predicted model, not a curated record. NCBI's taxonomy places the organism in Eukaryota, Viridiplantae, Streptophyta, Magnoliopsida, Poales, Poaceae. Gene Ontology annotation, molecular function: metalloendopeptidase activity.
CGGCCGCCGCGCGAGCGCGACCAUGGCGCGCAUCGUGUCGCGUGCCCUCCCGUUCGCCUCGCGCUCGCACCUCCACCUCCCGUCGCCCCUCCGCGCCGCGGCGCCGCUCCUCCCGCACCUGCCCGCGGCGUCGUCCUCAGCCUCGCUGCUCUCCUGGCGGGGGUUCACGCCCACCCCCGAGCCCCUGCGCCCCGUUCCGCCUUUCGCUGGGUUCCUCGCCGGCAUACGCGGCUUACGAAGGGGGCGGCGCGGGCAGACGGCAGCGAAGCGGGAGGAGCCGCAGGACCCUGCGCCCCCGCCCUCGCCCCCGCCCCCGCCCAAGGAGACCGAGAUCGAGCUCUGCGCCCGCAUCAGUGUUGAGGAGGACUUGCCCGACGAUAUCGAAGUGCUGAACACUAUAGAAAUUCUGAAAUUAAAUGUUCCGAUGGCGAUGAAAAUUGCACUAGAUGGACUUCUGGAGUAUAACUACAAUACACGAGACACUUCAAUAAGUGACGUUGGGAAGUAUGAAAAGGUUGAGGUUUCUGUGUUGCUAUGCAAUGAUAACUUCAUCCAGAACCUUAACAAAGAAUGGACAGGCGAGGACAGCCCUACUGAUAUGCUCUCAGCGUCACAGUACAUUCCCGAUCUUGAUGUUCCUGCUCUUAUGUUGGGUGAUAUAGUGAUAUCAGUUGAAACAGCUGCAAGGCAAGCUGAGGAGAGAGGUCAUACACUUCUCGAUGAACAGCGGGCUCUAGUGGUUCGUGGCCUGUUACGUCUUCUGGGUUUCGAUCGUCAGUCUAGUGAUGAGGCGGCAAUGGAAAUGGAGAAGGAGGAGCUGCUCAUUUUAAAAAGUCUAAGGUGGAAAGGGAAAAGUCAUGCUAAGGCUGCUGUUGAUUUGAGCAAGACCCACACAGAAAAUUUGAAUGGACAAGAAGGGACAAAUAGUCUAAAGAAAGCUGGUAGCCUAAGAUUUUAUAGACCAAAGUUCAAAUAUAUCUUCUGUGAUAUGGAUGGUACGCUGCUCAACAGUAAAAGUCAAGUUACAGCAAGGAAUGCAGAAGCUCUAAAAGAAGCUAGGUCAAGAGGAGUAAACAUAGUUAUCGCCACAGGAAAGACUCGCCCAGCUGUCAUUGAUGCUCUUAAUAUGGUCGAUUUAUCUGGAAGAAAUGGCAUUGCUUCAGAAUCUUCGCCUGGUAUAUUUCUUCAGGGCCUGUUGGUUUAUGGUCUGGGAGGGAGAGAGAUUUACAAAAGAACUUUGGACCAAGAAGUAUGCCGAGAGGCAUUUUUAUAUUCUAUGGAGCACAGGAUACCAUUAGUUGGAUUUAGCCAGGAUCGAUGUUUUUCUAUGUUUGAGGACCCACUGGUUGAUUCUCUCCAUGACGUAUACCAUGAACCUAAGGCUGAAAUAGUGUCAUCUAUUGAUCAGCUUUUAGGAACAGCUGAGAUACAGAAACUAGUGUUCAUUGGAACUGCUGAGGGAAUGUCUUCCACAUUGAGGCCAUACUGGACAAACGCAGUAGAAGAAAGGGCGGGUAUUGUUCAGGCACAGCCUGACAUGCUUGAGCUUGUACCACCUGCAACUUCGAAGGGCAGCGGGGUGAAGAUUUUGUUGGAUCAUCUUUGCAUUAGUCCGGAUGAGAUAAUGGCGAUCGGAGAUGGAGAAAAUGACAUCGAAAUGCUACAGCUAGCAUCACUGGGUGUUGCUCUGGCUAACGGGGCAGAGAAGACCAAAGCGGUAGCCAAUGUAAUCGGCGCUACCAACGACGAAGAUGGCGUCGCACAGGCCAUCUAUGACUAUGCUUUCUGACUGCCGCUGACAAUUGAAUUGGGAUAGGAUUAUCUUCUUUUUUGGCUCCCCACUGUGUUCUAGGUUUACCAAAUAACAGGUUCUAUUCAAACAUCAUCAACAGGAUUAUACAGGGAUGUGGUCACAGCACCCCACCAGCAAGAGCUGGAACAUUUUAGUUGUUAGGCAGAUCUAUUUUUUUGGUUGGCUACCAGUGAUGAACCGCAAUUCUUCAGUUCGGGGGUAUCUGUAAAAACAUUGUUCUACCUCUGAUAACCAAGCACUUGGUUCUGUUCUAGCGAA